Austrofundulus limnaeus is the source of this 2291-nucleotide messenger RNA. RefSeq names its product BARX homeobox 2 (gene barx2). The record is from RefSeq and is a predicted model, not a curated record. Gene Ontology annotation, molecular function: DNA-binding transcription factor activity, RNA polymerase II-specific; DNA binding. NCBI's taxonomy places the organism in Eukaryota, Metazoa, Chordata, Actinopteri, Cyprinodontiformes, Rivulidae. Bases 232 to 1104 code for a protein of 290 amino acids. The transcript is spliced from 4 exons. Gene Ontology annotation, biological process: regulation of DNA-templated transcription.
UCCGCGCGACGCAUCAGCMGGGGGGGAGGGACAACGACACUGCGUUCUCCAAAGAUAAAAACAAUGCCUUAUCUGUGAACUCAAACAUUCGCCUUUCCCCGCACCUGCCUGCUGUUCCACCUGCACCGAACGCGUUUUUUUAGACAAACGCCCCUGAACACAGGGGGAGUUUUGGUUUCUGUUGUUUUUUUGCGCAACGAAGAGCGCACUGCAGAGAGAGAGGGACGCAGCAUGCACUGUCAGGCCGAGCUCAGGCUCUCCUCCCCCGGCCAGCUGAAGGCGGCCAGGCGGCGCUACAAGACUUUUAUGAUCGACGAGAUCCUCUCCAGGGAAACUUGUGAUUAUUUCGAGAAACUCUCUCUGUACUCCGUGUGUCCUUCUCUCAUUGUCCGACCAAAGCCUCUCCAUUCAUGUUCGGGGUCCUCGUCGCUGCGUGCCUACCCCCUCCUCUCAGUCAUCACGCGGCAGCCGCCCAAUUUGCAGGCCCACCUGCCGCAGCCGUCCUCCCCUGGCGCGGUCCACUCGCACCUGCCCCUCAUCUCCCCCCAGCCCCCGCGUGGCUCCGAGCCCUCGCCCAGCCAGACGCCGCUAAGCAUCAGCAGCGAGUCGGAGACGGAGCGCAGCACGCCGCGCCUGAAGAAGCCCCGCCGCAGCCGCACCAUCUUCACCGAGCUGCAGCUGAUGGGCCUGGAGAAGAAGUUCCAGAAGCAGAAGUACCUGUCCACACCUGACAGGUUAGAUUUGGCUCAGUCUCUUGGCCUCACACAGCUUCAGGUCAAGACGUGGUACCAAAACAGGCGCAUGAAAUGGAAGAAAAUGGUGCUUAAAGGAGGUCACGAAGCCCCGACUAAGCCCAAGGGAAGACCCAAGAAGAACUCCAUUCCUACUACGGAGGAAAUAGAAGCCGAGGAGCUGAGGAUGAAGAUAGAAGAGGAGGAGAGGAUGAGGAGGGUGUCCGAGGAAGCAUCGCUGGCUCAAGGAGCGGUAGCAUCUCCACUGGAACCUGAAGAUCUCAGUUCAGAAAGUCACAGUCCGUGCGGAGAAAUGGAGGGACCUGAGCGGGAGCAGCCACUCCUAAUGUCAGAAACUCACUCAGCCAGCUAAACGAGAACAAAAYCAACCAAAGACUAAUGCCAACCUGACAACAAACAGUGCCUCAGGAUCAGUGUACAAAAAGCUUGUUGGAUACACAUCAGUAGUACCCAGUCUUUACCAAGUGCAGCCAGCCUUGUAUUUUUUUUAUGUACUGGGUUAAGUAUUACACAGAAUCCUAAGUUUAAUACACACUGAUUGCACUGGUAAUCCUGUGACCUUUGGUCAGUAUGACAAGGAGUGUAAAUCUGUCAAAUCCAAACAGGUCAGUCAAGCCUUUAUCAAAACAUGUGACCUAUAUGACACAUUCACAUUUUUGUGCUUUUCACGUUUGAGGGAUCUCACACUCUCAGCGCUCAAAGCUGCCAAGCAUCCAGCACUGCCUUAUUGUAGCGUCUCUUUGUAUUAGAAACCAGUUCGCUGCCAAAAAAAAGCUGUAAGGUCAAAAAGUUACAGUGCCUUGUUGGUCUCAGAGGAAAACUUUUAACUUGUUGGUAAAACAGCCAUGAAAUACAGUAUAUUUUUUACAACAAAGUGCCAUAUUUGGAGAUCAAUUUUUAUUGUUAAAAGAAAACGUCCAUGUUGAGAUUAUACUGUGUAGCUUGUAGAAAAAAACAACUAUUUGCUCAGUAAAAUCAGCAUUUUUAAUUUCCUUUAAAGCUAAAUGUAUAAAUCAUAUAUUUAAACUGCUGUUUUUAAAUUGGAUUAAGAUCGUUUGUAUGUCUAAUGUUUCCUCCGUGCCUGAGUUAGAAUUUUUUUAAGGGAGUCGGGAUGAUUUUCAGUUAUGAGGACACUAAGACUCUUAAGCUGUCAAUGAUUCGUUGAGGGGAUAAAUCACAGCCUCCGCCAGCAGUACACUGCAAAUGUUGAACAUUUAAAAGUCUCAAAGAUGUUUUCUGCCUGCAGGCUUUGCAUGAGUACCCCGAUCGGUAUGUCAGACCUGCAUUGACAUAGCGCUGUCUCCGGUUGCCCCUCGCUGACUCUAAACUCCUCACAUUCACUUUUUUUUCAUUGUAAGGAGUUGCUGUUUGUAUUAUGAAACAAAUUAUUUUUAUUUGUCUUUAUUGUUUGUAUAAAAAAGUGCAGUAUUUUUCAGAUGUAAAUUAUGCUUGUUUGGUAAGAUUGUUUGCAGAUUUUUUUUAGGUCUUCAUAAAAUUAUUUUUGGUAUAUGCUAGUGUGUGUUUAUGUAUUUAAAUGCA